This is a messenger RNA of Trichoderma aggressivum f. europaeum, 645 nucleotides long. RefSeq lists its product as uncharacterized. Bases 1 to 645 code for a protein of 214 amino acids. Gene Ontology annotation, cellular component: cytosol; nucleus. Lineage: Eukaryota; Fungi; Ascomycota; Sordariomycetes; Hypocreales; Hypocreaceae. Gene Ontology annotation, biological process: chaperone-mediated protein complex assembly; protein folding. The record is from RefSeq and is a predicted model, not a curated record. The transcript has 4 exons. Gene Ontology annotation, molecular function: Hsp90 protein binding; protein-folding chaperone binding.
AUGGCCGAGACGUUGACUCCCGAAGUUCUCUGGGCCCAGCGCUCCUCUGUGGCUGACGCUGCCAAGAACUUCAUCUACCUGACCAUCUCCGUCCCUGACGUCCCCAAAGAAGACCUGCAGCUGGACCUGAAGCCUACCGGCGUCACCUUCACCGGCACCUCGUCCACCCUGAAGAAGAAGUACCACGUCGAGCUUGAGCUGUACGCCGAGAUCGACCCUGCUGAGAGCCGUGUUAACCACACUGCCAAGAACAUUGAGAUGAAGCUGCAGAAGAAGGAGCUCAAGGAGGAGUACUGGCCGCGGUUGCUCAAGGUUGCCCAGAAGCUCCACUUCCUCAAGACCGACUUCGACAAGUGGGUUGAUGAGGAUGAGCAGAACGAGGCUGCCGAAGACGACAUGUCCAAGUUUGGAGAUAUGGGCGGCAUGCCCGGAAUGGGUGGUGACUUUGGCGGAAUCGACUUCUCCAAGCUGGGAGGCGGCGCUGGCGGCAUGCCCGACAUGAGCGGCAUGGGCCUGGAGGGCAUGCCCGACCUGAGCAGCUCCGGAGUCCCCGACUCCGACUCCGAGGAUGAAGACGAGGACAUGCCCGGGCUUGAGGGUGACGAGGAAAAGAAGGCCGAGGGUGAGGCCGCACCAAAGGCGUAA